GCGAGAACAAAGAGGUAUCGAUGUCACUCCUCAGAAUUGAAGGUGCCCACUUUUUCCGGCAAGGUUCAUAGAAGACGACGAAGAGAUAAUUUAAUUUUUUCCGGCCAUCUCUGAAACUCCGGCUACUAUUAACAAAUUUCUCCCCUUCUUUCAUCGUCAAUCCGCAUGCGUACCAGAUUUUCCCAAGAAACAUGACAUCCAUCACUUCCGUCGAAUUGAAUUACAUCGUCUUCCGUUAUCUUCAGGAAUCAGGUUUUAUACAUUCAGCUUUUAAUUUAGGAUAUGAGGCAGGUAUCAACAAGUGCUCUAUAGAUGGAAAUAUGGUUCCACCUGGAGCCCUUGUCACUCUUGUACAGAAAGGACUUCAAUAUCUUGAGAUGGAAGCAAAUUUGAACAAUAAUGAUGCUGAUGUAGACGAAGAUUUCUCCUUCCUACAACCAUUAGAUCUUCUGACCAAGGAUGUCUUCCAACUAAGACAAAUUGUAAAAGAGAAAAAGAAAAUUCAACAGAAGGCUGCAGAGGAGCUUUCCAAGGAACAAGAAAAACAAACUGCGCUAGCAAUAGAGAGGGACAAACAAAGUAAGGAGAAAGAAAGUGAGAAGGAGAAAGAGAAAGUCAAUAAGGACAAGCAAAGAGAAAAGAAACACGAGGAUCUUGCUGAUAGAGAAAUUCUUGUAGAUCAACAAGACAACGUUAAUAUCAAACUCGAAGAAAAUGGGACAUUUGGAGGACCUGAACCAAUGGAUAUUUCUACUUCUGCAACACCUCAAGCUUCUGGGAUUCCUAGUUCAGAUGUGAUAAUCUUGGAAGGACAUACAUCUGAGGUUUGCGCUUGUGCUUGGAAUCCAGCAGGUUCACUUCUUGCAUCAGGGUCUGGAGAUUCUACCGCUAGGAUUUGGACCAUUGCAGAUAGGACUAAUAGAUCUAGUUUACAAAAUGGCCCUGCCAACGUGCUUGUACUGAAGCAUGUUAAAGGUAACAAAAACGACAAAGGCAAAGACGUCACAACACUUGAUUGGAAUUUGGAGGGAACGCUCCUCGCCACCGGUUCAUAUGAUGGGCAAGCAAGAAUAUGGAAUACAAAUGGUGAACUAAAGAGUACUUUAAGCAAACACAAGGGACCCAUAUUUUCUAUUAAAUGGAAUAAGAAGGGUGAUUACCUUCUUACUGGAAGCUUUGAUGAAACUGCCAUAGUAUGGGAUGUAAAGGCGGAUGAAUGGAAGCAACAAUUCAAAUUCCAUUCAGGUCCUACCCUUGAUGUUGAUUGGCGGAACAAUCACUCAUUUGCCUCGAGCUCAACAGAUAGUAUGAUUUAUGUCUGCAAGAUUGGAGAAAGUCGGCCCAUCAAACUUUUUGCUGGGCAUAAGGGUGAAGUUAAUUGUGUGAAAUGGGACCCAACAGGUUCAUUAUUGGCAUCCUGCUCUGAUGAUGUCACUGCAAAGAUAUGGAGUAUGAAACAGGACAAGCACAUUCAUGAUUUAAGAGAGCAUGCCAAGGAGAUAUACACAAUCAGAUGGAGUCCAAGUGGACCGGGCACAAACAAUCCAAACCAGCAGCUGUUGUUGGCAAGUGCAUCAUUUGACUCAACGGUAAAGCUGUGGGACGUUGAGCAUGGAAGACUCCUGCGCAGCUUGAACGGCCACAGGGAUGCGGUAUAUGCUUUGUCGUUUAGUCCAAACGGGGAGUAUUUGGCAAGUGGUUCUCUGGAUAGAUGCAUGCACAUAUGGUCGUUAAAAGAGGGGAAGAUUAUCAAAACGUAUUCGGGUAAUGGAAGCAUAUUUGAAGUGUGCUGGAACAAAGAAGGUGACAAGAUUGCAGCUUGUACCAAUAACAACACCGUUUGUGUUUUGGAUUUCAGAAUGUAAACUGUUUGUGUUUUCCAUUUAUUAGGAGUAAUUGUAAUUCUAAUUAUUGGAUGGAUGCAUGUAUGUUGUAAUGGUUGGUUAGUGUACAGACUAAUUACUACAACAUCAAACUCAUAACUCAAAUCAUCAACUUCUUAACUUCUUCCUGUUGAAUUGAAUAUAUGUUAGACUUGUGAAGCAUUCAUUGCA
Messenger RNA from Cynara cardunculus var. scolymus (artichoke), 2054 nucleotides. RefSeq names its product WD40 repeat-containing protein HOS15. Gene Ontology annotation, cellular component: histone deacetylase complex. Lineage: Eukaryota; Viridiplantae; Streptophyta; Magnoliopsida; Asterales; Asteraceae. Gene Ontology annotation, molecular function: protein binding; transcription corepressor activity. The coding region runs from base 192 to 1865 and encodes 557 amino acids. The record is from RefSeq and is a predicted model, not a curated record. Gene Ontology annotation, biological process: regulation of transcription by RNA polymerase II. The transcript is spliced from 14 exons.